This is a messenger RNA of Saimiri boliviensis boliviensis (Bolivian squirrel monkey), 2396 nucleotides long. It is a transcript of the gene ZNF75D, whose product is annotated as zinc finger protein 75D. The record is from RefSeq and is a predicted model, not a curated record. NCBI's taxonomy places the organism in Eukaryota, Metazoa, Chordata, Mammalia, Primates, Cebidae. Gene Ontology annotation, biological process: regulation of transcription by RNA polymerase II. Gene Ontology annotation, molecular function: DNA-binding transcription factor activity, RNA polymerase II-specific; RNA polymerase II cis-regulatory region sequence-specific DNA binding.
UUUUCUGGUUGAUUCCGGUUCAGGUCCACAGACCUCUACCCUAGAAGAGUGAGUCAGGGUCAGGUCUUCAAGAGGUGGAGGGAUUAAAUGGGGGAACUGAUCUUCCAAGGCUCCCCAAAUCUUGGAGCUUCACUCGCCAGACAUCCCGCGCUUUCCUGACAUCGCUUCCCCGAGUGGUGCAGCAGCGGAGAGCUUCGCUAUCCAGAGCAAGCAGGGAGGCGUGGCCACAGAGGUUUAGUCAAGCAGAGGAAGAGGAAAGUGGCCUCGGGGGAAGCCAGAGCUGACUGAAGUGCUCCUGGGAAGAACAAUUCAUUCAUUUGCUACCAAACCUGAUGCACCCUCAUUUGUCAAAGUUGGCACCAGGUGGGUGUCAGUGUCACACACAGGAGUAAAACUGUUCCUAGAGCAAAUGAUGACAAGAGAGCUGAAGGCGGAUGCAUGCUCGAGCCCCCAGAUGAGGGAUAUGUGGGAGACUAGUGGGUCUGUGAAAGAGAACCCCAGUCAGAGUAAGAAAUACAACAUGCAAAUAGAGAGUCUUGGUCCAGAGAGCGCUUGCAGGCACUUCUGGAGCUUUCGUUAUCAUGAAGCAACUGGACCGCUUGAGACAAUCAGCCAACUUCAGAAAUUAUGCCAUCAGUGGCUGAGGCCAGAGAUCCACUCAAAAGAGCAGAUCUUGGAAAUGCUGGUGUUAGAGCAAUUCCUGAGCAUUCUGCCGAAGGAGACCCAGAACUGGGUGCAGAAGCAUCAUCCACAGAAUGUCAAACAGGCUCUGGUCCUGGUGGAAUUCUUGCAGAGGGAGCCUGAUGGAACAAAGAAUGAGAUCACAGUCCAUGAGCUGGGAAAGAAGGCAGUGCUCUUGGGAAGAACAGCAGUGGCCCCAGGCUUCAAGUGGAAGCCAGCAGAGCCCCAACCAAUGGGUGUGUUCCAGAAAGAACAUUGGAAUACAUAUUGGGUACUACAAGAACAGCUGGGCUGCAACACUCACAAAGAAACCCAGCCUGUAUAUGAAAGAGCUGUGCAUGAUCAACAGAUGAUAGCCCUUUCUGAGCAGAAAAGCAUCAAAGACUGGAAUAUGGCAUCUGAACUCAUCCUGCCUGCAUCCCAGAGUUUGUUGACAUUUGAAGAUGUGGCUGUGUAUUUUUCUGAGGAAGAAUGGCAAUUGUUGGAUCCUCCUGAGAAGACGCUCUACAAUGAUGUAAUGCAGGAUAUCUAUGAGACUGUCAUCUCUCUAGGGUUAAAGCUAAAAAGUGACACUGGAAAUGAUCAUCCUGUAUCUGUUUCUGCAUCAGAAAUGCAAACACCAGGCUGCAAAGUAUCAAAAAACACCAGAAUGAAAAUUGCCCAGAAAACAAUGGGCAGGGAAAAUCACGGUGAUACACACAGGGUGCAGAAAUGGCAUCGAGCUUUUCCAAGGAGGAAAAGAAAGAAACUUGCAACUUGUAAGCAAGAGUUUCCAAAACUUAUGGAUCUUCCCAGGAAAGGCCCCACAGGGGAGAAACCUUUUAAAUGUCAGGAAUGUGGGAAAAGCUUCAGAGUUAGCUCUGAUCUUAUUAAGCACCAGAGAAUUCACACUGGAGAGAAACCCUAUAAAUGUCAACAAUGUGACAGGAGGUUUAGAUGGAGUUCAGAUCUUAAUAAGCACUUCAUGACCCAUCAAGGAAUAAAACCAUAUAGAUGCUCAUGGUGUGGGAAGAGCUUUAGUCAUAACACAAAUCUACACACACACCAAAGAAUUCACACAGGAGAGAAGCCCUUUAAAUGUCAUGAAUGUGGAAAAAGAUUCAUUCAGAACUCCCACCUUAUUAAACACCAGAGAACUCACACAGGUGAACAGCCUUAUACGUGUAGCAUAUGCAAGAGAAACUUUAGUAGGCGGUCGAGCCUUCUUAGACACCAGAAACUCCACAGAAGAAGGGAAGCAUGUCUAGUGUCUCCAAACUGAGGAAAGUUACCAUGUAGAGCUUCACCUUAAAAGUGAUGAAAGAAUAUGAAAUUAUGAGGCACUCAAUGAUAGGAAUGUGUUAUCAAUAGAACAUUUGGGAAGUGUACAUGCUACACUUCACAAAAAGGAAUCUAAGCUGUCUGUCUUAUUCAGCAUUGCAUCUUCUGUGCCUAGCACAAGAGUGAUACAUAAGGAGUAUUUUAUAAAUAAAAAAAAUGAAAGUGUAGUGAUGAGAUUUUUUAGCUAUCUAUCUAUAUGUAUGUAUCUGUUAUUCAAAGCUUCCCCACCCCCAGUCAUCUAAAUUUUUCAGGUAUCAGGUGCUCAACAGAUAUAUGAUGGUCAAGGCUCUUAGUCUCAUUCUUUAUUGUUUGUCAGGAGAGAUGGAAAAUAAGAGUACACCGAAAGUUAAGUAAAUAAAUUUAAAAAAAAUUCAAGCAUGCACACACACACACAC